AUGAUGACGCCUGAGCCUGCGCCAACGCUGAAGUACGAGCUCGUCUUCCGCCAAUUCGCGGACGGUCCGGCUCCAAUUCUCAACGCCGGCAGCUCUUCCAAUGUUCAGCAGGAGGAGCAGAAGCGCAAGAUGCACGCCCUCGAGCUAGAGAUCCACAAGCUGAGGGAAGACAACUCCAAACUUCAAGACAGGUACAGGUUCCAGGCGGAGGAGCUGCGCGCGCAGGCUGCGGCUACCAGAGGUGCCAGCCAGGAGCUUGAAGAGGCCAGGAAGGAAGGAGCCAACUGGAAGAAGGAGGCCGCAACGGCGAGAAAGGAGGUCGAAGUCCUGAAGCGUCGAAUUGCGGAGCAGGAUGAGGUGCUCGCCAAGCAGGCGAAGGAAGCUGAGAAAACGCAGCAUUGCCUGGACAGCUUGUUCAACGUCGACGCCGCCGACACCCAGGGCUAG
Molecule: messenger RNA, 447 nt
Organism: Trichosporon asahii var. asahii CBS 2479
Lineage: Eukaryota; Fungi; Basidiomycota; Tremellomycetes; Trichosporonales; Trichosporonaceae
Exons: 2
Coding region: 1-447 (148 amino acids)
Source: RefSeq, a predicted model, not a curated record